AUGACUUAUUUUGACCUCUCCGCCGUUGUCUCCUUUAAUUAUCAAAUGAUUUCUCCCUUUUUUGGUGCAGAACCGAAGGACCCUUCGAUGAUUUACAAAUUUAAUAUAAAUGAAACUUACUCUGGAGACCUGGAAGGAAUUCUCGUUUUAUGCUUUUUAGCAAUUCUCCUUGCUGUAUUUUUCAAGGUGAUCGAAAUCAUUUUUGUUGUCAUCUUCGUGGUGAUUUCAAUAUUCCUAACGGCGCGGAACGGAGAAAUAAACAUCAUAUCGAUACUGCCGAUGAUAAUAAUGGUCGUGAUGACCUCGGGCAUGACAUGGCUUCAGCAAAAGGACCUUAACAAAAGACAGCUCAGCAAGUUCGAGAUUUGA
Messenger RNA from Plasmodium inui San Antonio 1, 369 nucleotides. RefSeq lists its product as hypothetical. The transcript is spliced from 3 exons. Bases 1 to 369 code for a protein of 122 amino acids. Lineage: Eukaryota; Apicomplexa; Aconoidasida; Haemosporida; Plasmodiidae. The record is from RefSeq and is a predicted model, not a curated record.